CCAGCUCGUCCGUCCGCUCCGUCGCCGCCGCCAUGGGGCCCAGCGGCGCUGCCGCCUCUGCCCGCCCACCGCUCCACGAGCGAGGCGGCCCGGCGCGGCGCCGCCAGGACUACAGCCCCCGACGUGCUCUGCCGCGCCCACCCAGCGCAAGGCACGAUGGGAGCUGUAGUCCCCACCGCUCGCCCAUGCGCACAGCGCUCCUCUGUACACCCCGCUCCCCGCUUCUUUGCCCGUCUGCGGCCGCAGCCCGCGUUUUUCUCUCUCUCCCAUUGGCCGCCGCCGGGAGCAAAGCUGCGUCCCCAUUGGCUGGCUGCCACGUGCGGCUCGUGUUGCUGGGCGCGGGCGGGCAGAGGCGCGGCGGUCAUGGGUGGGGCAGGGCGGGCGUGGGCGGGGAGCGCGGUGCUCGGGGGCGGCUGUCGUCGCCUGUGGGACCCCGUUGGCUGCUCCGCUGCCGCCUCGCCCCUCCUGGCUGCUGAAGGAACGGCAGGAGCAGGAUAUCAGGUUUUGCGUAAGGCUAAGAAAUAUAUCCAGGAGCUGGAGCAAACCUUGAGUUCUUUGCUGAAGAUGAAAGAGUCCUUCAGCCUGGAGGAUGGGAACCCGUCCAGCCUGGAGGAAGUCAGGGAAGAAUAUGUCAAGAGGCACUUCAGCAAUCACAGCACCGCGUCGCCCUCGGAAGCUGUGAGUGAGAGUGAUUCUGCCGUCUGGUAUUUGAUGCAAGAAUGUGAAAAACAAACAAUGGAAGAAGACGGAAAGCCAGGAUUUAUCCAGUACCCAGACACCUCAUCCCCAGAUCUGGUGGAAUUUGAACGGUACCUGUAUUUUUAUAAGCACACAGUAGAGCUACUGAGAGAGCAUGGAAUUGUUUCCGCUGAGGAGGUACCUCUUCCUGUGGUCUCCACGGCUAUUUCACACCUCUGGCAAGAGCUUUCUGAAGACAGGAGAGACAGCAUCUUGCAGUACUGUAGCCAGAGAGAUUUCCGCCUGGGUCCUACGGAUGCUUGCCAAGAGCCUGCGUGCACUGAUGGCGAUGUGAGGGACAGUGGAGGUAACAGUGAGGAAGCCAGUGGUUCCUUGGUCUCCACACCAGAGGAAGUAAUGUUUGAGGACGCGUUUGAUGUUGCUGCUGGUUUCCUUGAAACAAACGAGACUCAGGGAUUGUCUAGCCAGAGUUCUUCAUUUACAAGCGGCAUUUCUGACAAUCCAGAGGAUGACCACAGACUCUAUCUGCAGAUCACUGACUUCCUAAAAAGCCUUUUCUUUGCUAAUACACAGUUCUGCCAGGAAGAAGAUCUUCAGUUUGAUUAUGAGACUGUAAUGCUGCGGUGCACGGAGACCUUCGAUGAUGAAGAUUUAUAAGUAGUAUCCCUGUUUGUCAAUGUUUUGCCAAGCAUCACUGGAUACAGCAGGCAUGUGAAGAGAUUAUGCCUCUUCCAGAGGAACACCUCUCCAAUCAGAAUGGGGAGACACUGUGUUGUGGUUUGUUACUGUUCACUUCCCUUUCCUCAUAAGUGCUUCAUAACUUAUCAGUUGAGCAAUUUAUACUUUUAAACGUUCCAGGUUAAAAAUAUUUAUAAAACCUAAAGGAAGAAUUAUUUUUCUCUCUGACUUUUUAAUGCUUAACCUCAUUUCACAAAUACACUGAAGCACGUGCAGUUUGGUGACCUUGCCUAAGGUGAGCUGUGGAAGAGAUGCAGAGAGGACAUGGCAACCUACGCGCUCCAGACUGCUACCUGCAAAACUCACAGCGUGCCUCCCAGCAUCCUGGCAGUGAAUGCUUUCCUCUACAGUUCUUUAGCCUGGGCUGGAAACAACAGAGGAAUUUCUUCACAGAGAGCGACAUGAGGCUCUUCUGUAUCUAUGAGGACAACUGUAGUGGCCACCCACUCCCAAAUCGCUUGGAGAGAUGCAAGUACAAUCACAAACUGUGGAUUAUUUUUGUAAAGCGUGUAAAGCUGAAAGAGAGCAAAGCCCCCUGUGCUGUUCUGCUGCAUCUUGUUCUUUGAUGAGUAGUACUGCUCAGAUGGUGUCUUGAAAUUAAAAAUGCUGUGAAGUUAAAACAGAUCAUUCACAUCUCUGAGCUGUCAUUAGCAGCUUUCUGCAGACUCGGACAGUGUUCUGGCAGUAUAUUGAGGUCCCCUCCUCCCACUUCCCCUCUCAUUUUAAAGUACCAUGUAUAUAUUGCUAUGGAGGGCCUGGGUUUUGGGUCACGUGAUGCUUGAGACGUGUAUAGGUUUUUCAGGGGAUCUGAGGUCAAAUCAUUCUUUCCUAAAGGAAGGAAAACAAGAGACAAAUGUGUAAAUGUUUGCAUGAAA
Molecule: messenger RNA, 2312 nt
Organism: Gallus gallus (chicken)
Lineage: Eukaryota; Metazoa; Chordata; Aves; Galliformes; Phasianidae
Gene: STRA8
Product: stimulated by retinoic acid 8
Exons: 8
Coding region: 157-1356 (399 amino acids)
Biological process (GO): meiotic cell cycle; cellular response to retinoic acid
Molecular function (GO): protein dimerization activity
Source: RefSeq, a predicted model, not a curated record